AUGACGUCCAAAACAGCCUCCAUGUACGGCACAACAGAUCAUUGGGCUCCUGGCUUUCCCGUGGCCAAUGCGCGACCCUCUGACCGACAAUUCUUAUUUCAAUCCAACUUCGAACAAACAAACUCAAACGAUCACGACUUUUGCAAUAAAUCUACUGCCGAACCCUUUAUCCACGAUUUCAAAACACAGUCCAGCAGAAAUGCGCCUCUUGGAGUCUCCACAGCAGGCUUGUAUUCAUCGCCUGCUAUGUUUACGGCAAGCAACACCCAGAUAGAGCCGUAUGGCUCUGCAACGAUUUCGCCAAUAGACACAAGUUUCGAUGUCGACCACGCGUCACCUGGCUCCGACACUAAAAUAUCGUUCGAUAGUCAGAUGCGCCAUACCGCCCCGUCGAACUAUGAAACUUUCAUCAACGAUACCGACUCUUUAUCGUCAAAGCGCCGCUGCGACAGUCUGCAAUCCAACUUCGAACCGCACUUGGUAUCGACGCCACAAGUGCAAGUAGGACGGAGACGUGGAUCAGAGUAUGCAGAACCAGGAUCCGCGCGAGCCAUAUACCUUGAGAAGAAUCGUAAGGCUGCGAGCAAAUGCAGGAACAAACAGAAGAGGCAGCAGGAAGAGUUGGUGGAAACAGCACGGGACGUGGAACGACGAAACAAGAUACUCAAAGCCGAAGUUGAGUUACUGAAGAGUGGCAUGCGAGACUUGAUGGAGCUCGUUGGCCAGCAUACGGAUUGCCCCGAUGCUCGGUUGAAACUAUACCUACAGCGCGAGGCAGACCGAUUGGCAAUUGGAGGCCAGCGAAACGCUCUGCCUUCACCACUGUCAGGAAGUUCCUACUCUGGCCCCGGCUCAGUUGACAAGGUCUCAUCUCCGGAAGACGAGUGA
Macroventuria anomochaeta is the source of this 888-nucleotide messenger RNA. RefSeq lists its product as uncharacterized. Gene Ontology annotation, molecular function: RNA polymerase II cis-regulatory region sequence-specific DNA binding; DNA-binding transcription factor activity, RNA polymerase II-specific. Gene Ontology annotation, biological process: regulation of transcription by RNA polymerase II. The record is from RefSeq and is a predicted model, not a curated record. The transcript has a single exon. Lineage: Eukaryota; Fungi; Ascomycota; Dothideomycetes; Pleosporales; Didymellaceae. The coding region runs from base 1 to 888 and encodes 295 amino acids.